Durusdinium trenchii is the source of this 2049-nucleotide messenger RNA. The record is from the annotation of a GenBank genome assembly. NCBI's taxonomy places the organism in Eukaryota, Dinophyceae, Suessiales, Symbiodiniaceae.
CCAGGAUGAAGGGUACUAUAAUUAAUGUAGAGUCUUUUCAUUGCCAUAGCAUCCUUUUCCGUAUGAUCUAGACCACGCCCAUUGAAGGGUUCGAUGGUUAAACCUGUCGAGCUUGAAGGGACACUACUUGGGAAUUUGCAGUGACCUGGGUUGGGUUACAGGCGUCACCAAGAUUCACCAAGGGUGCUCGAGGUGAUAGGUGAUUCUGAUGGCAAUUAUGACUUUGUGAUUUCCAGGCUAUUCCAGGCUCAUUGUUUCUCAAGUCUGGCUCCAUCAAAGCACAACCAAGCUCCAAAGGGAGUUUGGCAGCAGAUCAUGACCUCUAGACUUCUCCAAUAUGUGGUCCGAUCCCACUACUUGUACCGUGCCCGUGCCCUCAGCACCUGGCCUCCACAUAGUCUUCCACGGACGUGUCGUGCAAGCGCCACGGCACGGACCGAUGGAGACGAGCUGCGACGCCUGGUGGAGGAGGCCAGGACACCACGCCAGACACCUCGGAGGCCCCCAACAGGUUCGAGGGAGCUAGGGGAUGGCACUGGUCGUUGGAGGUGUUGUGAUUGUGGCGUGGAGAAGGUGGCAGCAGAUUUCUCAUUCAACGCAGGUGGACAUGUGCGCUCCUAUUGCAAAGCUUGUGACGCAGUCAAAAAUCGCGAAUACCGCCAGACCCUUCGUGGGAAUGCUGGGACGCUAGUGCGGGGUGCUAGGCACCGAUCCAAGUUGAAAGGCUGGUCUUGCAAUUUGGAUACUGACUUUAUCCUUGACCUGAUUCUUUAUCAGGAGGGCAGAUGCGCCUACUCUGGUGUUCAGAUGGAGAAUCUUUUGCCACACUCAGACUGGCGGAUGUCUUUGGAAAGAGUGAACAACACCGUCGGGUAUGUUCGAGAAAACUGUGUUCUUAUUGCUGCUGAAUUCAACUCGACAGAGAAGCUGAGCAAAAGAGUGCCAAUAACAUCAACAUCCGGAUCUUCACAAUGGUCCUUGGAGAAGGUCCUAAGUUUCAGAGCUGAACGACAGUCGAGCGUGGAUUUGUGGGGCUUGAAUAGGUUGAUCAAGGCUGCGCAGGAGAGAUAUUCAUCUUUUCCUAGACCUGCCAUUCUCACUAGUACUGCCUUUCAAAAUGUUAAAAGUGAACUGGAGGUACUUGAGGGGGGCUUUGGACGAUUCAGAUGUUCCAUGUGUGGGCUCUGGAAGCCUGCAAGCGGUUUUUCUUUGGACAAGAGCCGCAGGACUGGGCUCCGAAGCAUAUGCAAGCAAUGUGAUGGAGAAUCUAAACUUAGGCACCGGAUGACUUUGCGUGGUCACAUCCAAAGCAUGCUUCAAAGCGCCCGUCGUCGACACAAACUCGGGAAGUGGCACGGCGACUUUGAGCUUGACUUGGACUAUGUGCUGAAGAUGUUGUGGUGGCAACAGGGGCGUUGUUUCUACUCCGGUGUUCCCUUGCGCUUUGGUGAGUACAAUGUUGAUUGGAAGAUGUCGCUGGAACGGCUCGACAACGGCAAAACCUACACCAAAGGCAAUGCUGUGCUGGUUGCAUUGGAGUUCAACACAGCGGAUCAUAGUGCACGCGCUGUUUCUCCGGUAUCCGGCUCUAGCCAGUGGUCUAGGAGCAAGGUGGAACAUGUUUGGGGUUCUUGGGAGGGUCCAGACAGAUUGUUUGAGCCACAGAUUGCUCGACUUGCUCAAUUUGAGUAAUUGGGCAGUGCGUGUGUGUUUUUGAAAUGUAUAUGCUGCAUUGAAGGGUCCUGGAGCAAGUCCUGAAUGAUCUAACUCCACCCCUGAGCUGGGGCACAGCUCCCAUGACCGGUUCAAACAUACAGUUCCAGCAGCAAUGGGUCAGUAAGCGCCCAUGGUUGACUGCACGUGGGACAUCCCAGAUCUCCAACUCAGAUUCCAACCAUUUUCGGUAACUGUAAGCUUCCAGCUGAGCUACCUAGUCACCACUACAUCCGUGGCACAAAUUCACGAGACAGAUUGGAAGACAGUGCUAAGAGAGGGUGCUGUUUGAAGGGAAUUAUAUAACGAGAGGAUGUACCUAAAGCGCCCUGCUGC